Messenger RNA from Phacochoerus africanus (Common warthog), 1383 nucleotides. It is a transcript of the gene CACNG1, whose product is annotated as calcium voltage-gated channel auxiliary subunit gamma 1. Gene Ontology annotation, molecular function: voltage-gated calcium channel activity; calcium channel regulator activity. Gene Ontology annotation, cellular component: membrane; L-type voltage-gated calcium channel complex. The record is from RefSeq and is a predicted model, not a curated record. NCBI's taxonomy places the organism in Eukaryota, Metazoa, Chordata, Mammalia, Artiodactyla, Suidae. Bases 172 to 855 code for a protein of 227 amino acids. Gene Ontology annotation, biological process: calcium ion transmembrane transport; regulation of calcium ion transmembrane transport via high voltage-gated calcium channel. The transcript has 4 exons.
GUCUGGGCAGCUGCUCAGCCCCGUCCAGCGUCCCUCAGCCCAAGACCGGCCCACUCUGGCUCGGCCAGGCACCCUAAACUUAGCUUCCACCCCUGGCUCCACAACCACUGCCACCACCUCAGCCCCGCUGCCACCUGCCCAGGAGGACGCUGCCCCGAGCACCCACCCUCCAUGACCGCCAUGUCCCAGACCAAAGCCCUGAAGGUCCGUGUGACCCUCUUCUGCAUCCUGGUGGGCAUCGUGCUGGCCUUGGUGGCCGUGGUGACCGACCACUGGGCCGUGCUGAGCCCCCACAUGGAGCACCUCAAUGCCACCUGCGAGGCGGCCCACUUCGGCCUCUGGCGGAUUUGCACCAAGCGGAUCGCCGUGGGCGACAGCAAGGACAAGAGCUGCGGACCCAUCACCCUGCCUGGGGAGAAAAACUGUUCCUACUUCAGGCAUUUUAACCCGGGCGAGACCUCAGAGAUCUUCCACGUCACCACUCAGAAAGAGUACAGCAUCUCGGCGGCCGCCAUCGCCAUCUUCAGCCUCGGCUUCAUCAUCCUGGGAACCAUCUGCGGGCUCCUGUCCUUCAGGAAGAAGCGGGAUUACCUGCUGAGGCCGGCGUCCAUGUUCUACGCCUUCGCGGGUCUCUGCAUCUUCGUCUCGGUGGAGGUCAUGCGCCAGUCGGUGAAGCGCAUGAUUGACAGCGAGGACACCGUCUGGAUCGACUACUAUUACGGCUGGUCCUUCGCCUGCGCCUGCGCCGCCUUCAUCCUCCUCUUCCUCGGCGGCAUCGCCCUCCUGCUCUUCUCCCUUCCUCGAAUGCCCCAGUACCCCUGGGAGUCCUGUAUGGACGCUGAGCCUGAGCACUAGCCCUCCUGGGGCCCCAGAGAGCCUCGGGACUUCCCCUUCAGGAAGCUGAGCCCAGCCGAGAACAUUCUAGAAAAGAGGGGGGGGCUUUACUUCUCCCCUGCUCCCACCUGGCCCCCUGCAGCGGCCGCUGCUGCUUUCCCUGCCGGAGCUCUCCUCCAGGCUGUGACGGGCACCUCUGGGAAUCCAGAGAGAGGACAUGGUCCAGACCUGCCCGAGGGGGGAGGGAGGCAGGGCCAGCAGGUGCACAGGUGUUCAAAGGAGGGCCCCGACCUUUCACUGGGGUUCUAGGCUGUCCCCGUGGGCUCAGGCUCCUUGAUCGGCUGGCUCCCCUUGUCCUCUGUAGCCCCUUUGCCAGUUCCGGGUGUCCACCUGUGUAAAUAGCCAGCCCCUCUGUCCUUCUUGGUGACAAGAUGCCCCCUUCCCCGGUGACCUGAACCUCCCCUCUUUGGCUUCUGGGAGACCUGAGAAGCAUUUUUUAACUGGGUAGAAUCUGACGGUGGUUUGAAAUAAAAUCUCUCCAGAAACUUG